GUCCCACACUUGCUUGGGUAAUUGUUGGGUCAUUCUUAGUAAUAGGAGAACACGUAAAGUUGGCAUCAUGAUGUUAUAUCAGCCUGGACAAUUGUAUUGAGUCAUUGCACGGCUCAUAAAGCUUUAACAUCUAAGAUUGGUUUGCACUGAAAAUGGUAAUCUGCAGAUGUCUGAAUAUGAGUGUCAUGGAUAUCACAAAGAUGUUUUCCAUCCUAAGAAAAGGAGAAGAAGAUGAGGGGGCAGCUGAAGAGCACCGUGAAUUACAUCUGGCGGUGACAAUGGAUAACACCGAAUAUUUAUCAAGUCUACUUUCAGAGGACAAAUAUAAGAAAUUGGUCAACAGUCAGAGUGGUUGGGGUGUUCCAGUGACCCCUCUUCGCUUGGCUGCCUCCAAAGGCUCUCUAGGAUGCUUAAAGAUUCUCCUGGCUAAUGGGGCAGAAGUGGACAUCUUGGAUGUGAAAGCCCAAACACCCUUAUUCACUGCAGUUAGUGGUGGCCAUUUUGACUGUGUCAGAGAAUUACUGAAAGCUGGAGCUUGUCCUUCUGGAAGCAUAUAUAACAACUGUACUCCAGUACUGAAUGCUGCCAGGGAAGGCAAUACUAGUAUCUUACGAGAACUGUUAGAUUAUGGCGCAGAACCUAAUGUCAAAUGCAAGUUACCCAACUGGACUACAAAUAUUGCAACAACUACAGGACCAUUGUACCUCUCAGCUGUCUAUGGGCACUUGGAGUGUUUUAGAAUCCUGCUUCUUUAUGGGGCUGACCCAGACUACAACUGCACUGAUGAGAAACUUCUGAAAAGGAUAAAAUGCCCUAAAACAGUACUAGAUGUGUGCCUCAAGCAUGGAUGUAGGACAUCAUUUGUGAAAUUACUUGUUGAUUUUGGAGCCAAUGUCUAUUUGCCUGAUAUCCAUAUUUCUACGUCAUUCCCUAAUCAUGAGGCAAUGGAACUUCUGGCAAGAAAUAAAGUACAUCCAAAGUCUCUGAUGUCCCAGUGUCGUCUAACCAUCCUGAAGCUGUUGAGACAAGUGGAAAAGAUGCAACAUCUCCAGCAGUUAGAGAUCCCUCAGACAAUGAUCAGAUAUCUCCUGCAUGAGACAUAAUCAGAGGAUGAAGCUGCAGGAAGAAAACCUUGACUUUUGGAAACCGUACAGCAGCCAUAACUAAGAUUAACAUGAAACUUGGCAUUACAUAAAACUGCUUAGUGGUCUUCAAAGAGGCUGCAUGUUAUUUAUGUGAGGUUAUCCACCAAAGAGUCAAUUCUAGGGCAGAUGGAGAGCAGACGUAUUAUGUGUUUUAAUAUAUUACUGAUAUUUUGUUUUAUAGUCUCUGGCAGUAGCAUACCUGCAAAGGUGUGGCACACGGUAGAAAUCCUUGGUGUAACCUGCUUGCCAUGGCACUGUCAUCCCGGCUACCUACGGCCAUUACUAGGGGGAAACUAGUUGCAUACAAUUUACACAAUUCCUAUUGAGUGCCUAUUGAAUCCAUAUACAGUUAGCGCCACUAGUGGUGGAGACAGAUUUAUACAGAAACAGAACUACAGAUGUAAUACAAGAAUUAUAAAAUACU
This is a messenger RNA of Bufo bufo (common toad), 1569 nucleotides long. Its product is annotated as ankyrin repeat and SOCS box protein 12-like. The coding region runs from base 153 to 1103 and encodes 316 amino acids. Lineage: Eukaryota; Metazoa; Chordata; Amphibia; Anura; Bufonidae. Gene Ontology annotation, cellular component: ubiquitin ligase complex. The record is from RefSeq and is a predicted model, not a curated record. Gene Ontology annotation, biological process: protein ubiquitination. Gene Ontology annotation, molecular function: protein binding. The transcript has 3 exons.